Molecule: messenger RNA, 522 nt
Organism: Stylophora pistillata
Lineage: Eukaryota; Metazoa; Cnidaria; Anthozoa; Scleractinia; Pocilloporidae
Biological process (GO): intracellular signal transduction; protein phosphorylation; cell surface receptor signaling pathway via JAK-STAT
Cellular component (GO): cytoskeleton; cytosol
Molecular function (GO): cytokine receptor binding; ATP binding; non-membrane spanning protein tyrosine kinase activity
Source: RefSeq, a predicted model, not a curated record
AACAGCUGUUCUCGGAAUGAAAAUGUAGUGUUAAACAUGUAUUUGGGCUUCGAACGAUGAUCGUUAGUGUUAAAGUUCCUACAACGUUGAGACAUGAAAUGCUGACGAUCUCUGAGAAUGGGUGUUAAUGGCGGUCCAGAAGUUUGGAGAAGAGUCAGGGAAGCUUGUGGAAGAAGAAGUUGGCCAUGGUCUCGUUCAACUUCCCUUCGAGAAGGAAAAGGAACUGUAAUUUUCGCGUCGAGUCACGAGGAUUUGACUUUUGUGUACCGUCCAAACUUGAGCGUCAGGGAUGUCUGCACUGAAGCAGCCCAGAUGCUCAAAAUCUCUCCAGUUGCACUGGAUUUUUUCACUUUGGUUUCUGCAGAUGGCAGACAUUUUCUUAAUCCCAACAAAGUGCUCAAUGAGGCUGAGUGUACCAGCCAAGUUUACUUGUUCAGAUUGUGUAUCAAGGCCUGCCAUGGCUUGGAGCUGAGGGACAUUGACAAGGAAGCAUUUGAAUAUUACUUUUAUCAGAUUGUUUAA